ACAUCUCUGAGAUUGUCGAGGACCACAAUCUCGGUCCAGAACACUACGAUCUCUAUGGCAAAUAAAAAAGCCAAGGUCAGCUUCCUUGGAGCAUGUCCCAUUUAAAUUUUCUCAACACUUUGAACCUGUCAUAUAACAACUUUUCUGGAAGAAUCCCAUUAUCAACCCAAAUGCAGACCUUUGAUGCUUCUGCAUUUGUUGAUAAUCUUGAACUCUAUUGGCUUCCUCUAAGACCAACUUGCCUGGAAGAAGAAAAAUCAAAGAGCAAACCAACAAACUGUUGUGGCAAAGACAACAAAGAAGACAGUAGAAUUCUGGAAAUCGUUUGAACUGGGUAUGGAACUAGGAGCAAUCAUUGGUUUUGUGGGAGUCUGGUUGUGAAGUUAAAUCAUCCUUGGAAACAUCUGUUGUUCAACAAAUUGAGAGUCUGCCUCAACAACUUGAAAGAGUGCCUUUAUUUAAUUGUAGCAACAUUUCGUUUGCUAGUGACAGAGCAUGUCCCCGGAUUGUGAAUAAAAUUGAAGUUUUAAGAGCCAUCAGUCUCCCCCUACAGCCUGGAGAAGUAGAGUUGUUGGCUGUAAACCUAUACAAAGUUGCUGAAACCUCAUUGCCGAAAUAUCAAAGUUUUACUAGUAUAUAGAGGGAGCCCUAGGUUUCUGAAACUUUCAUAAUUGGAAUCAGAUAAGGGUUUAGGGAAGCAAAAACAUUUAGUCUGAUUGAGCUGCUCAUGAACUUGCUUUUAUACUUUGUUGAAUGGUGGGUUUACUUUAAGAUAUUAUUAAGACUUAUAAAGAAAAGGUUUUUCAUUUUUGGCUAGAUUAAGUCCAUGUGUAAAAGUAGAAUUUGGACUAGGUUCUUCCUUUCUGGCUGGAUCGGGAAAAAUAGAAAACAGAGUGUGGUAGUAUAUAUGUUCCGUCACGCUCCCAGCUUUUUUUUUAUUUACUUUCCUUUAGAAGAAUUCAGUGCACAAUCCAAUAUCUUUUAGAAAAAAUACGUACUUACAGGAGAAAUAAAGAAUCCGGAGAAAAUUCCAACUUAUGGUGGUCACCAAGUUGUCCUUACAUGCAUAGUCUGCUUACAAUAAAUUAAUUAGAUUCUUUCUUGACUCGUGGUGAUCACGAAGUUGCCCAUUUAUGCAUACAAGUCUACCUACAAUGAAUUCCAAUCUUAUUGAUCUUAACAACUCAAUGGUCUUGACCUCAGAAUCUGGAGAAGAUAUCAUAUAUGGUGUACCUACAAUAAAUUAAUGCAUCAUUUUUAAUUCUUUUAUGUUCCCUGUUGACAUUGUUCAAUCUAUGCGUUCCAUUGCGGCUAUUUAUAUACAUAAGCAGAAAGGUUCCGAAACUCAAAUAGUUGAACCAAAAGGUAAAAUUUGGAUCAAUUUUCCUUGACAGUUUUCAUUUUUGUUCAGGUAAAUUAAUCUUAAUUUUGUUCUUAUCAGGCUAAGUGAAUAUAAUGGUUUUGGGUAAACAUAAAUUUCAUUUCUCUUUGAGGUUUUUGAUUUAAGGAGCUCCUGCUCAUAAAUCAAAGGUCAAGUCUUCAUUUUGUAUUUGCAUGGAUGCUUCCGAGAGAGAACUAAAAUUUCCAAAGUUAAUUAAUUCAAUUCUGUCUUGUUUUCUAGCUUGAGAGAAAGAGACCAGGGUAGGCAAGUCAACAAGUCAAUGGUCUUCCAUUUCUUUUAAGUUGCUUAAGCAUGUUGCACACUCUGAUUUGUAUUGUUGAAUUCCAUUUGGCCCACUAUACCUUUCAGUUCAAAAUUUCUAAACUGUCAUCUUCCUUAGGUUAGACUUUCAUAGCUUUAUAACCUUUUUUGUUCAAAGCACAUAAUAAGAUAAGAAUUAUAGGGCUCAUUAAAAUCAUAUUGUCCAAAUAAGUAAUUUUUUUUAACACAAUCAUAGUCCAAAUAAUUAUGUACACCCAUAAUUUCAACAUAACCAUUUCACACCAUCAUGUUGCAUUACUUCACUGAAAAUAAGAGAGUAAAUCACCUGAGGAGGUUGUUUUAAGUUUCAACAUCCUUCUUCACACUUCGAGGACUCAACUUAUCUAUUGUGUCUUGCUGGUGUAAUGAUAAUAACAAAUAACAAAUCAAAAUCUGUUUGUGUGGUUUGUAUCUUCUAUUGUAAGAAGAGCUAACUGCAGCUUGCUAUGAAACUAGAUAGGACUACAAUCUGAAUUGUGAUUUAUGUGUACUAAAUUAUGAUUUAUGUG
Molecule: messenger RNA, 2211 nt
Organism: Rubroshorea leprosula
Lineage: Eukaryota; Viridiplantae; Streptophyta; Magnoliopsida; Malvales; Dipterocarpaceae
Source: the annotation of a GenBank genome assembly